GAGCAGAUACGGUGCUGCAGAUCGAGGUGUGAGGCUCUACAGUUCCCUGCCCAUGCGCCCAAACCCUGACGGCAAGAGACUGCCCUCUACUGGGUUUGAUGGUGACAACAUGUACAUGAAUGAGAACAACCACGAGUUCCUCCCGCCAAACCAGAGCUACACAGGUCAGGCUGGAGGCAGCGGCGGAGGAGGCGGCGGCAGCAGUGGAAAUGGUGAUGAAGACUAUGAGAUCCCUCCCAUCACUCCACCUAACCACCCCGAGCCACCUCUUCUUCACCUGAUGGAGCACGACUCUACAGGCUACCUCUGCCACUCGCUGUCACACAAUGGGCUCAUCAAUCCAUAUUCCUACCCAGAGCUGCCCACACUCAUGAUGUCCAAUAUGCUGGCACAGGACGGCCACCUGGUCUCCAGCCAAAUGCCCUCGAUGCAGGAGAUGGCUUUGCAACACCACCAACAGCAACACCAUCACCAGCAUCGAGACGGCGCUCAUUAUGAACCUGCCCAUAACCACCCCCUGAUAAACAGGUCACCUCCGAUACUGUCCAACCCCAUGAGUGCACUGUGUCAGCUAAACUCUCAGGUCAGCCGCGGUGCACUGCCUCACGGCUCCCCCUCACCUCCUGGAAGUAAAUCAGCCACACCCUCCCCCUCGAGCUCCAAUCAGGAAGAGGAGACUGAUCCUCAUUCGAAGAUCACGGGCGAGAAGCGGCCAUCUUCAGAGAUGAUGAAGCCCAAGCCCAAGCCCCAAAAAAAGAAGAAGAAGAAGGAUCCCAAUGAACCUACAAAGCCCGUGUCGGCGUAUGCAUUGUUCUUCAGAGACACCCAGGCGGCCAUUAAAGGACAGAAUCCCAACGCCACCUUUGGUGAUGUGUCCAAGAUAGUAGCCUCCAUGUGGGACGGUCUGGGAGAGGAGCAGAAACAGAACUACAAGAGGAAAACAGAGGCUGCAAAGAAGGAGUACCUGAAAGCCCUGGCCGCCUACAGAGCCAGCCUGGUUUCCAAGACAUGUCAUGAUCCAGUGGAGACAAAAAGUGCCCAAACAAGCCAGGCCUCUCCACACAUGAUGCCAGCCAACCCGCCCCUGUACAGCGUGCCACCUCCUCCACAGCCGUCGUCACCCUACCUGGGGCCCGGGGCCUUCCCUCUCAGCGACCUGCAGAGCUACGCGGGACACGCCCCUCGCCACACCCUGUCGCAGACGCUCAGCCAAUCGCAGAUUCUGCCCAGCAUUAGUGCCUCUCCCCCUUCCUCCUUCCAGAUCAGCCCACCCCUUCACCCCCACCAGCAGCUCUCCCUGCACCAGAGCUCGCUCCUCAACCAGCCUAUCCGCAUGCAGCAGGUCCAGUCCCAGCAAAUCAUUCCUCACCAGAUGGGGCUGCAGGCCUCUCUUCACUCCCCCCCUCAUGGGCAGCAGGGUUUUUCUCACCUCCAGUCAGAGUAUCAGAAGAGCAUUGGGGGUUCCCAGUCUCCAGGAGCCCCUGGCCCUGGUCCAGGUUCUGGAGUGAAUCAGAGCCAUGACUGGGACAAUGAAUACUGCAAUCGGGAGUGUGGCAACCACUUCAGGUUGAGACGUCUUUGAGAGGUGUAGUGAGGCUUUUUAGGUUUGCCUAAAGCCACAGUUGCCCUAAAUUAGCAGCAUUGUGGCAGCAUGAUAGGCAGGGACAAGCCACUCUACCUCACCUGAAACAGAAGAUCUCUGUCAAACAAAAUACAACGCAGAGGAGUCUACUCUCACCCCGACCCUCCCUGUCAACCCCCGCCCCCCCCCAAAAAAAACCCUCUGAUGCACACACACACACAUACAGUGCACACUUAACAUGCACACAAUGCCCACAUUCUGCCUCCCGAACACCACCAACACCGCCACCUUUCUUUUCGUCAGUGUAACUAUUCAUUUUCUCAGUUUCUAGAAGAAUUUGUGAGCAGAGUUUUUUGACUAGAUGACUACUGUCUGUACCACUUAAUGUAUUAGCAGUCCUCUUGCUGUUUAAAUUUGCCAAGCACUUAUUAUGCCCUUCCCCUCCCAUCCUUUCUCUCAGCUGUGUGCCUGUGCCCCCUCUGAUAAAGGCUGGGCUUGUAGAGACUCCUCUCCUAUAUGUCACCAUCAAAGUCCCCCUCAGGGACACAUCCAGCUUUAAUUAGAAUAAGAAGUAGAAAAAACAACUACUAUUCCCCUUCUUUAAUCAUUUUCAUUUCCUUUUGUAUUAUUGUUUUUGUUUUGUUUUUUAC
Solea senegalensis (Senegalese sole) is the source of this 2232-nucleotide messenger RNA. RefSeq names its product TOX high mobility group box family member 2 (gene tox2). Gene Ontology annotation, molecular function: chromatin DNA binding. NCBI's taxonomy places the organism in Eukaryota, Metazoa, Chordata, Actinopteri, Pleuronectiformes, Soleidae. Gene Ontology annotation, cellular component: nucleus. The record is from RefSeq and is a predicted model, not a curated record. The transcript is spliced from 10 exons. The coding region runs from base 53 to 1582 and encodes 509 amino acids. Gene Ontology annotation, biological process: regulation of transcription by RNA polymerase II.